AUGACUAGGAUGACUAAGGUAACUAGGGUAACUAGAAUGACUACAAAAACUGGAAUGAUCAGGGUUACUGGGAUGACUAAGAUGACUAGGGUGACUAGGAUGAUUAAGAUGACUAAGGUGGCUGGGGUGACUGAGGUGACUAGGGUGACAAGAGUGAAUAGGUUGACUGUGAUGGCUGAGAAGGUUUGGCUGACUGGAAUGACUAGGAUGACUAGGAAUACUGGGAUGACAAGAGAUAAGAUAAGAGGCCAGUGUUGACUGGGGUGACAGGCAUGCCUGGAGUGACUGGGGUGACUGGGAUGAUUUGAAUGACUGGCAUAACUCUUACUAAUGGGAUGGCCACCAUGACUGGGAUAACUAGGAUGACUAGGAAAACUGGGGUGACUGUGUUGAAUGGCAAUGGUGACUAUGAUAACAGGAAUGACUAGGAUUACUGGGUUAACUGGGAUCAAUGGCAUGACCAUGACAACUAGGGUGACUAGGAUGACUAGGGUGACAGGGGUGGCUUGGAUAACUGGGAUGCCUGGCAUAACUGGAAUGUUAAACUGUCAAAGGUUUGAACCCAGGAGUCGUUUAGUAGGUACAAAAUGUAGGUUGAACAUGAUUAUCCAGGUGAUUGUAGUCUUGAAUAGGACUGUUGUUGACAAUGAUUAACGUUUUGACAAACUGUUCGUCAGUCAUCUUCAGAGUCAAAGUGAGUUGUGUCAUGUCAGUUGAUAAAAUUGAAAACUGGUUAUUGACCUGAUUGGUCAAUUAAGUCACGAUGAUAUUGGUUGUCUGUCAGUUAAGCUGUGAUGCUAUUUGGAUGAAUAGACUGAACAGCAGAGGUGACUGGGAUGACUGUGAUGAAAAGGAUAAUUAAAAUAACUAAGAUGGCUUAAGGUGGAUUAGGGAACUGGGAUGGAUGGCUGUCAAUUAUAACUGGGGGCUGGGGAUUUCCCCUGACUACUACAAGUGUGACCCCCAUCCACUUUAUUAUAGGAAACAAAAGGAAAAUAGAACCAAAAGAACUUCCUAACCAUUCAAUUCACCGCCUUCUAACUGAAUAUAACCACCAACUUGAAAAGUAUAUUAGUGACAGGCCUGGGGAUGGCUGAGACAAUUGGGGGACUGGGAUGACUAGGGUGAUGAAAUAAGUGACAGAGAUAAUUAUUAGAAUGACAGGGAAGACAAGGAUGACUUGGGUGACUGGGAUGAUUUGGAUAACUGGAAUCACUCAGAUUACUGAAAUGACUGCAGUGACUAGGAUGACUGGGAUGACUGGGGUGACUGGGAUUACUGAGAUGACUAGGAUGACUGGGAUGACUGGGAGGACUGGGAGGACUACAAUGACUGGGAUGACUACAAUGACUAGGAUGACCGGGAUGACUAGGUUUAGGAUGACUGGGGUUACUAAGAUGACUAGGAUGACUGGGGUGACUGGGAUUACUGGGAUGACUAGGAUGACUGGGAUGACUAGAUUUAGGAUAAAUGGGAUGACUAUGAUGACUAGGAUGACUGGGAUGGCUAGGAUGACUGGGGUGACUGGGAUUACUGGGAUGACUAGGGUGACUGGGAUGACUAGGAUGACUAGGAUGACUGGGAUGACUAAGAUCACUGGGGUGACUGGGAUUACUGGGAUGACUAGGAUGAAUGGGAUGACUAGGAUGACUAGGAUGACUGGGAUGACUAGGAUGACUGGGGUGACUGGGAUUACUGGGAUGACUGGGAUGACUAGGUUUAGGAUGAAUGGGAUGACUAGGAUGACUUGGAUUACUGGGAUAACUGGGAUGACUAGGAUGACUGGGGGUGACUAGAAUGAGUAGGAUGACUGGAAUGACUUGGGUGACUAGGGCGCUUUCCAUUUUAAAUUAAUUGUCAGAAAUGACUGGCUAGCCCAUUCCCAUCAUAAUGAGAACCUUAGUUUUAAUCAAAACUAACCAUCCAGAUCAGUCAAAUGCUAAACAUUAUACACAAAGGAAAUGGUUUUUCCGCAAAACCUCUUGGAAAAUGCCUAUGGCAUUUAAAAAAUGUCUGGUUCGGCCUCGGUCUAGCCGGCAAGUUCUGACUUUCGAAAGUGCCCUAAGAUGACUAGGGUGACUGGGAUGACUAGAGUCAGACUAGGGUGACUAGGAUGACUGGGAUGACUAGGAUAACUAGGGUCACUAGGAUGACCGGGAUGACUAGGUUGACUAGGAUGACUAGAAUUACUGGGGUGACUAGGAUAACUUGGAUGACCAUGGGAAUGAGGAUGACCAGGAUAACUGGGUUGACUAGGAUGACCGGGGUGACUGGGUGACUGGGAUGACUGGGAAAAUUAGGCUGGCUACGAUCACUAGAAUAACUAGGAUGACCAAGUGCUUUCAUAGCUCUGGGCUUCAUGUGCCAGCUCUAAUGGCAGAAAAUACCUACAUCGGAUGUUUAAAAAACCUACCCAUUUAUGGGGCUGCUUAUAAAGACUUUAAACUAGUAAGUUUAUCGAAGCAGCUGAAAAGCAUACCUUUCACACAGCCCAGUACGCAAAUUCAGUGCAUGAGAGGUAGCUUUCAAAUUACACACGUUUUGACAUUAUGCAAAGUGAUGUGCUGUCAAGCAAAAAAUGGGGUUCAGCAAAUGCACAGUUUUCUUAUUCUGCUGCUGUAAUUAUUUUGUGAAAUUCAUAAAAUUGUAGUCACUGUAUAAAAAAGCUAUAAAGAACAACAAGCUACCAUCAUUUCAUGGUAUUUAUAUAUGAAUUUUUAUUGAUGUUGUUGAUAUCUUGUGGGUGAAAGUUGCCACUACACAUGAAAGAUAACUACACACUUCAAAAGAGCUGACAUUUAAUUUGGUGAAGAAACUCAUCGCUAGCGAUUUGCAGCAUAGUUGGUUCUUCUCAUGUUGGUUUUUUCAUUCACAAAAUCAAGGCAACUACAAGAGAUUUUCACGUUUCAGCGAACAAACGGUCAUGAUCGAAUGCACUGUCAAUCCCUAACAAAUACGAAAACUAAGAAACUCCAAUUAAACAGUGUUCUAAUAAAAUGAAAAGCUCCAAGAAAACCUCCUGAAACAGACUUAAAAUUAUGCAAAAUCUAACGUCCAUUAUCUUCAGUCUUUGAAGCAACACUACAGAAAAUGGUUUCUCAUUGGACAUGUCAUCUAUAAUUUGUGCCAAAAAUUACUGCUUCAGUGGUUCUCAAUACUUGAUUCUCAUAAUGCCAUGCAAUUCUCAUCGUCGGGAAACAAGACACAACUGGUAACUUACUUUAGAGUGGUAAGUAGGAUGACUAUAGGGUGACUGGGUAACUAGGAUGACUGGAAUGCCUAGGGUGGCUAUGGUGACUGGGAUAACUGGGAUGAAAGGGUUGACUGGGAUGACCAGGAUGACAGGGAUGAUUUGGAUGACUAAGGAUGACUAGGGUUCAUGACUAGGUUAAAUGAGGAUGACUAGGGUCACUGGGAUAACUAGUAAAAAAAAAUGACAUGUGAUUUCUAGGAUGAUCGGGUUGACUGGGGUGACUUUGGUGACUUGGAUGGCUGGGUUGGGUGGGAAAAGUAGAAUGACUAAGAUGACUGGGAUACAUUAGGAUGACUGCGAUAAAUAGGAUGACUGCAUUGACUGGAAUUACGGCGGUGACUGAGAUGACUAGGACCAAGCUUAUCCCCUGAUAGGUACCCCUGAGUCUCUAAACAAAGUGUGUUAUACCAGUUUAGAAAAUUAAAAAAAGGAAAAAGCUUUUGAUACCUGGAAUGCCUGAAAUCACCAAUGGGAUGCUGCCAUCCUCCUGCUGCUUUUGAUGUCAUUCUCCCAUUAAUUGAAGAAAUGUUUUCGAUAUCCAACUUGUGAUGGGCAAGGAAUCUUCCAGAACAUUCCCAAACGGGAACGGGGUCUGUGAAAUGGCCUGCAGAGAUGUAAGAAUUAAUACAAUUAAUAAAUUUCACUGCCAAGUAGAAAGAAAGAUUUAUUAGUUUCGCUACGUAUAUAUGGACAUUCUGUUUUCCUGCAAAAAUUCAUGUUUCCUAGCAGAUUAAAUAAAUGAAGUCUUGCUUUGAUAAUUUGUUACUGUCAAACCAACAAACCUGCAAACACCAGAUUUCUAGAGCAUGUGUUGUAAGAAAAAAAACUCUUGACAAUCAGGCAUGCGAAAACAAGCAGAAAAUGACAAAUUAGUUUGUGAUUUUGUGGAAAACUCACACACCCUGAUAUCUGCUGUGGUUGGUCAUCCCUGAAAUAUUUCAAGUGUUCAUGGUUUUGUCAGUUUCACAGUAAAAUUCAUUAAAGAUGUUUACAAAGAGACUUCAAAAGCCUGCCUGCAAAAUCUGGGUCCAGUUGUUCGAAGGCUGUUUAGCACUAACUUGGGGUAAAAUAAAUUUUGAAUCUGGGUUUCUUUUUGUUCAAAAGCAUUUUAUCUAAUAAUUUUCUCAGUCUGUUAUUUUGAAACAUCCAAUCAUCAAAUUAGAGACUUUAGGCUUUCAUAUUUGCAUUCAAAUUUCCCACUAACCCAGCUUUGAACAACCCAGUCACGUUAAUUUUAUUUUUUUUUGUGAUCUGACAACAGCUUUAAGUUGAUUUGUGAAUACCAACUGAACAAACAUUAAAUGAGUGUAAUAAGGUGAACUGGUCAUAGUUAAAAAAGUGACUGUAGAAUGACAGCUGGGUGAUUAUAGCCUGCCCCAAAUGUCCCCUUCCUCAUACAUGUAAGAGAAAAUCCCUGAGUAACACAGCUGAACCCCAAAAUCAGUGAUCUCCUGGGAUGGGUCAUAGAAAGUGUAAAACCAAGUCUCUGUGAUGAACACCGGUAACCAUUAGCAAUAUAUCAUUUUUGACAGCAUAUUUACCAAACCAGUUGCCUAGAGCUUGAUGCUGUUUUCCUCUAAAUCCAGACUCUCCUCCAAAGAAUGCAGUCCAUUUCUAUUAACCUCUGACCAGCUUGCCUGAGAAAAUAAAUAACCCAUCUUUAUAAGCACACAAACUGGUGAUGAUAUGAUAGUUAACUCUUGUUAAACCGAUCAACAAUAGAUGGGUGUGAGGAAGGCACCUGGCGAAACUGAAGGGAGCUGCAAGAGAGCCUAGAAAGUAACCAUGACAACCCUGUGAGUGGCACCCACAAGGCACCAUCAUACUGAUAACCUCAGUGGAGAAAUGCGCAGACACUUACCAAGACAAACAUCGACAGGGGAGGGGGGCUGGGAGCAAAAAAUGCUUAAGUUACUUCACGAAAAGGCAACCUGAGCAAAAUGAUUGGCUUCUCUGAAAACGCUGUAAAAUUGCUAAAGCCCUGCUAAAGCCUAAGAUGGAGAACAUCACCCAUUUCGAGUCAAGAAAUGGGAACAAAUUGACAACUUUAAAGUCCCAAAUCUUUUUCAGGUUUCUUGAUUAAAAUUGAGGUUAUGUUGUAAGCUGUUUAUACUUCUGUUUAAAUAAUGACAAACCAGGAAGUUGUAAAAACCUUUGUCACCAUGAGCUCAUUGACUGAACAUAUAAAUUGGUUGUCGUUAAUUAUGCCAAAAAGCUACUAUCUUGUUUAACAAGUUGAUUUAGCCCUACAUUUGCAUAAUGUUCCCCACUUCAACUACUGCAUCAAAGUCAUCACAACCAUCCCAGUCAUCAAUCACCCAAGUUGUCCCAGUCAUCUUAGUAUAAAUCUCAGUCAUCCUAGUAAUCUGAGUCAUCCAGUCAUCCUAGUAAUCAAAGCCACCCUAAUCAACCCAAUAUCACACUAGUCAAACUUACUAUCAGAGUUUUAUUUGUUGGAUUUAUUAAUUCCGUUUUCAUUGUCAUUCAUUGGAAACUUACUUGUUACUCAAAUGAUGAGUUCUGGCUUGUAGGUAUUUAUAGCAACAGAGACAAGAAAGGGAUGUCCCAACAGUGUAAUGUCUAAGAUCUAGUCAUUUACCCAGGACUCACAUGUAAACAACAACCUUAUAGCACCACAUGUGCAUUUCUAAAUAAGACUAUAAGCCUGACUGCAAUGACUAGGAUGACUAUAAGGUAACUAGGGUAACUAGAAUGACAACAAAAACUGGAAUGAUCAGGGUUACUGGGAUGACUAAGAUGACUAGGGUGACUGGAUGAUUAAGAUGACUGAGGUGACUGGGGUGACUGAGGUGACUAGGGUGACAAGAGUGAAUGGGUUGACUGUGAUGGCUGAGAAGGUUUGGCUGACUGGAAUGACUAGGAUGACUAGGAAUACUGGGAUGACAAGAGAUAAGAUAAGAGGCCAGUGUUGACUGGGGUGACAGGCACGCCUGGAGUGACUGGGGUGACUGGGAUGAUUUGAAUGACUGGCAUAACUCUUACUAAUGGGAUGGCCACCAUGACUGGGAUAACUAGGAUGACUAGGAAAACUGGGGUGACUGUGUUGAAUGGCAAUGGUGACUAUGAUAACAGGAAUGACUAGGAUUACUGGGUUAACUGGGAUCAAUGGCAUGACCAUGACAACUAGGGUGACUAGGAUGACUAGGGUGACAGGGGUGGCUUGGAUAACUGGGAUGCCUGGCAUAACUGGAAUGUUAAACUGUCAAAGGUUUGAACCCAGGAGUCGUUUAGUAGGUACAAAAUGUGGGUUGAGCAUGAUCAUCCGGGUGAUUGUGCUCCUGAAUAGGACUGUUGUUGACAAUAAUUAACGUUUUGACAAACUGUGCGGCAGUCAUCUUCAGAGUCAAGGUUAGUUGUGUCAUGUCAGUUGAUAAAAUUGAAAUCUGGUUAUUGACCUGGCCCGGGUUGCUCGAAGCAUGGUUAGUGCUAACCAGCGUUAAGUACCAUGGAAACCUAUACAUUUUGAUACCUCUUAACCAACGGUUAGCGCUAACCAGGCUUCGAGCAACCGGCCCCUGAUUGGUCCAUUAAGUCACGAUGAUAUUGGUUGUCUGUCAGUUAAGAGCUCUGUGAUGUUAUUUGGAUGAAUAGGCUGAACAGCAGGGGUGACUGGGAUGAUUGUGAUGAAAAGGAUAAUUGAAAUAACUGAGAUGGCUUAAGGUGGAGUAGGGAACCGGGAUGUAUGGCUGUCAAUAAUGGCCUGCGGCUGGGGAUUUCCCCCAGCUACUAUGAGUGUGACCCCCAUCCACUUUCAUAUAGGAAACAAAGGGAAAAUAGAACCAAAAGAACUUCCUAGCCAUUCAAUUCACCGCCUUCUAACUGCUUAUAACCACCAACUUGAAAAGUAUAUUAGUGACAGGCCUGGGGAUGGCAGAGGUAGUUGGGGGACUGGGAUGACUAGGGUGAUGAAAUAACUGAGAUGAUUGCAUGGGGUGACUGAGAUAAAUAGAAUGACAGGGAUGACAAGGAUGACUUGGGUGACUGGGAUGAUUUGGAUAACUGGAAUCACUGGGAUUACUGAGAUGACUGUGGUGACUAGGAUGACAGGGAUGACUGGGGUGACUGUUAUGACUGGGAUGACUAGGUUGACUGGGAUGACUGGGAUGACUACAAUGACUGGGAUGACUACAAUGACUAGGGUGACCAGGAUAACUAGGUUUAGGAUGACUGGGAUUACUAAGAUGACUAGGAUGACUGGGAUGACUGAGAUGACUAUGAUGACUAGGGUGACAGGGAUGACUAGGUUUAGGAUGACUGGGAUGACUAGGAUAACUAAGAUGACUGGGAUGACUGGGGUGACUGGAAUUACUGGGGUGACUAGGAUGACUGGGAUGACCAUGGGAAUGACGAUGAAUAGGAUCACUGGGUGACUGGGAUGACUGGGAAAAUUAGGCUGGCUGCAAUCACUAGAAUGUAAAGUGCUUUUGGACCAUUGGGAAUUAGCGCUCUUUAAAUAUUGUAUAUUAUUAUUAUUAUUAUUAUUAUUAUUAUUAUUAUUAUUAUUAUUAACUGGGACGACCAAGUGCUUUCAUAGUUUUGGGCUUCAUGUGCCAACUCAUUUUGUGGUAUUCUAUAUAUGAAUUUUUAUCGAUGUUGUUGAUAUCUUGUGGGCGAAAGUUUCCAUUACAUAUGAAAGAUUGCUACACACUUCAAAAGGGCUGACAUCUAAUUUGGUAAAGAAACUCAUUGCUAGCGAUGAGUCAAUCCCUAACAAAUCUAAGAAACAAAGAAACUUCAAUUAAACAGUGUGCUCAUAAAAUGAAAUGCUCAAAGAAAACUUCCUGAAAGAAACUGAAAAUUAUGCAAAAUCUAAUGUUCAUUUUCCUCAGUCUUUGAAGCAACACUACAAUAAAUGGUUUCUCAUUGGACAUGUUAUCUAUAAUUUGUGCCAAAAAUUACCGCUUCGAUGAUUCUCACUACAUGAUUCUCAUAGUGCGACGCAAUUCUCAUCAUGCAGGAAAGAAGACACAACGGGUAACUUACUUAAGAGUGGUAAGUAGGAUGAGUACAAGGUGACUGGGAUAACUAGGAUGACUGGAAUACCUAGGGUGACUAUGGUGACUGGGAUAACUAUGAAUGGGUUGACUGGGAUGACCAGGAUGAUAGGGAUGAUUUGGAUGACUAAGGAUGACUAG
Molecule: messenger RNA, 8409 nt
Organism: Porites evermanni
Lineage: Eukaryota; Metazoa; Cnidaria; Anthozoa; Scleractinia; Poritidae
Source: the annotation of a GenBank genome assembly